ACAAACUACAACUUUAAACAGAAUAUCAAGUUUAUUCUUAGAACCAACCGUAUUUGUGCAAUACCCACAGAUACAACAUAUGAAAGGGCAUCCAGUUGGUGCGAAGAAUAAAUCGUCUACCCAAAGAGAUCUCUCUAGCUUUAAAUUGAUUGAAACAGAAAGACUUACUAAUAAAUGUAGUCUAUGUCAAAAAACCGGACAUAAUAGUAGAACAUGUGAACAGAAUAAUCGUGAAAAAUAUAUGAAUUCCU
Molecule: messenger RNA, 251 nt
Organism: Racocetra persica
Lineage: Eukaryota; Fungi; Glomeromycota; Glomeromycetes; Diversisporales; Gigasporaceae
Source: the annotation of a GenBank genome assembly